Molecule: messenger RNA, 354 nt
Organism: Peronospora matthiolae
Lineage: Eukaryota; Oomycota; Peronosporomycetes; Peronosporales; Peronosporaceae
Source: the annotation of a GenBank genome assembly
AUGCCUGCGGGCUAUUACCCCGGAGUGGGUAUGCCGAAGGCGGUGUAUAUACACCCUGGGCUGCAAGCUGCAGGAAUGCUGGGCGCACGCCAUCGGAAACUUGCGAUUCAACCUUUUGACGGCAAGGAACUUUACCAUGGUCCAGGUAGUGGAUUCCUUGGAUGGGCCAAGAAAUUUUUCCGUCAGAUUGGUUUAGCGGAGCGCGCGUACGGGUUCGGAUGGCCGGAGAACAUCAAGUUUGAUGUCCCUGGAUACCAACUGGCGUGCAAGGCGCAGACGCAUGACGGUCGGCAGGUCGAGACUUGGUGGCGCGAAAACCAAAACUUGGAGCAUGCGAUGGCGAGGAUGUUGUAG